CUCACUCAAUCUUCAGUCUUCCUGAAUUCAACAUUUACUCAACCAUUUACAGAUUACUGUUAGUUAAUCACAAUUCAAUUUUUAACCAGCAACAAGUUGAGAUUCAAUUGAAACUCAACUCUUCUUCAACCCAACAUUAUUCAAGAAACCAACUGUUAAGUGACCUUUCAUGUGAAUUUUUAACAAUUCACUUUCAGUUUUUUUUUCCGCUGGUUAACCAAUUGUUCAAUUUCACUUCUCAAACCACCGUAAUCACCAUUAAUUCGUGCUAUGAAAUUCAGUGAAACUUGAUUCAUCGCAUAAUAAUUUAUAAACACUUUGGAUUAUACCAACAAUCAACUGGAAAAGGCAAUUCCAGUGUGGUUUGUGUGAAUCUCAUUAUCUGUGUAAAGUAGAUACAACAACAGGAUAAACUUUUCUCUUCAUUUUAAUUGUAACUUUACUGUUUAACUGUGCAAUUAACUGACCAACUAUGGAAGGACCAUCAACAUCAACUUCUUCUGGAGGGCGAUUUUUUUUCGGUGUACUCUUCACAAUCUCUGAAUUGUUGCUCUUUGGUUCUGUAUCAUUAUUUGUCUAUUGGGUUAUCUGGCAUGAUACAGGUUUUGCUUGGAGCAAAAAUCGCAAUGAACAGUUCAACCUUCAUGCCAUUCUCAUGAUAAUUGGAUUUGUAUUUCUCAAUGGACAAGCAAUGCUGGUUUACAAAUUACUCCACCGAUGUCGUAAAAUAUACGUCAAGAUUAUCCAUUGUAUAAUAUUUGUCUGCUCCAUAUCAGCCAUUACCAUUGGUAUGGUUGCUGGAAUCCAAGCUCAACAUAACAUGGCUCCAGGCGCUACAAUCAGGCACUUUUAUUCCCUCCAUUCAUGGGUUGGUUUAGUCGCUAUCGGACUCUUUGCUCUUCAGUUUGUUGCUGGUUUUGUUUCAUUCUUGAUCUUACUCUGCUGUGAUAAAGCAACAGCCAAUUUCCGAGCUCGACUCUUACCUACUCAUGUCACUUUUGGCCUGAUCAUUUACAGUUUAGCUGUAAUUGCAUCAAUUUCUGGUUUACUUCAAGUUGCGAGAUCAAGAUUAAGUGGUAAAGAAGGUAAACCCAAUUAUAAGGAGUUUGAAGAGCCAACAAUUAUUAUUAACGCCGUUGGAUGUUGUUUGAUUGGAUUGGCCAUUUUACUUCCAUAUAUCAUUCGUAAUUGUGGACAAAGAUCACGGCACAGUCCAAAUUUCCAUAUAUCACAUUAGUCCUACUUACAAGAUGCGUGAACAAAAAACAAAUCAACUAAAUUAAUUACUAAAUCAAGUGAAAAGAUAAAUCAUCUCAAUCUUUUUUUUAUCGCCUCACAAAAAGCCAUCAUAAUCAUGAUCAUCAUCUCAUUUGACCAGUUCAUCAAUCACCACAAUCAUCAACCAAUAAAUCAACAAGCUCAUCAUUUUUAUAACGCAUUUACCUUUCAUCAUUUUUCACUGGCAAAAAUUUCUCAAUCGUUCCAGUUUCCAGGGAAUCCAUAUUUUGAUGACACAAUUUAAUUUCUCUCAUGUAACUCUUGUAAUAAUUAACGCUGGAUUGAGUCACGUUUCUAUUAUUGUUAACCACCAAUUGAUGCGCCGCUGGAUUCAUUGGAUUCAUGUUUGACUUUGACUCGACUCUCAUCAACAAUUGCUUACACUUUUACAAGGCGUUUAUAAUGAAAUCUAAUGAGUUACAUUUUGUAAUCACAAUUGAAAUUGUUGCUAUUAACCUUAAAUUAUCAAAAAUUGAUGCUCGAGAUUCACUACUAUCAUAACCCUGGACUCCAACAACUAUACUUUUAUAAUACUUUGAUUGUUAUUUGUAUUAAUCUAAACUUGUUUUUGUCUUUUCUAUCUGUUUAAUUUGUCUGUAUAAAUAUGAUUAUUACAACAAAA
Molecule: messenger RNA, 1900 nt
Organism: Tetranychus urticae (two-spotted spider mite)
Lineage: Eukaryota; Metazoa; Arthropoda; Arachnida; Trombidiformes; Tetranychidae
Product: ferric reductase SjCytb561
Molecular function (GO): oxidoreductase activity
Source: RefSeq, a predicted model, not a curated record